Molecule: messenger RNA, 1301 nt
Organism: Zeugodacus cucurbitae (melon fly)
Lineage: Eukaryota; Metazoa; Arthropoda; Insecta; Diptera; Tephritidae
Product: peptidyl-prolyl cis-trans isomerase 5
Exons: 3
Coding region: 261-878 (205 amino acids)
Biological process (GO): protein peptidyl-prolyl isomerization; protein folding
Cellular component (GO): intracellular membrane-bounded organelle
Molecular function (GO): peptidyl-prolyl cis-trans isomerase activity
Source: RefSeq, a predicted model, not a curated record
CCAAUUGUUUUAUUGUGCUUUGUAUUACCUGUAUGUGUGAAUGUGCAACGCUUCUCCCAAAGAUUCCACAUCCAAGUAGCAAGGGCAGCAAGCAGCAACAAAACGCUUGGUAGCGGUAGUGGUGGCUAUUGACAUCAGCUGCCUGUUCAUUUAAUCGCCAACUGCUGACGACAUCGGAGGUGUUUUUUGGACGCAAGUGAAAGAGCAAUAAAAUCUGUGAAAAUCUAUAAACUGUGUUUUUGAUUGCCGGAAACAGUACCAUGAAGCUGUAUUUGGGAUUAUGUCUGGUGGCGCUUGCGGCCGGCAUUGUGGUGGCUGACGAAAGCAAGGGACCCAAAGUAACCGAUAAGGUCUUCUUUGAUAUUACCAUUGGUGGUGUACCAGCUGGACGUAUUGAGAUCGGUCUUUUCGGCAAAACAGUGGAGAAAACCGCUCGUAAUUUCAAAGAGCUAGCUGAGAAGCCAGAAGGCGAAGGCUACAAGGGCAGCAAAUUCCAUCGCGUCAUUAAGGACUUCAUGAUCCAAGGUGGUGAUUUCACCAAGGGUGAUGGCACUGGCGGUCGUUCCAUCUACGGUGAACGUUUCGCUGACGAGAACUUCAAACUGAAGCAUUAUGGCGCUGGUUGGUUGAGCAUGGCCAACGCUGGCAAGGAUACCAAUGGUUCACAGUUCUUCAUUACCACCAAACCAACUUCCUGGUUGGAUGGCCGCCACGUUGUCUUCGGCAAAGUUUUGUCCGGCAUGAGCGUUGUACGCAAGAUUGAGGGUAGCGAAACCGAUGGCCGUGAUCGUCCAGUUAAGGAUGUUGUGAUCGCUAACAGCGGUUCCAUUCCUGUGGAUGAGCCCUUCGCCGUGGCAAAGGCUGAUGCUACCGAUUAAAUGCUAUUAAGCGCAGCUAAUACAAAUACACACACACACACAAACUUGCAUUAGGCACAUUCAGUGGAGAUUACAAGUACUGAGUUAGCUGAGACGCGUGAAUGUAGUUGGCGAGAUAAAUGUUAACAUUUGCAUAUUGCGAAAGUUGAAUAUAUACAUACAUAUAUAAAUACUAUUAAGAAAUGAAAAGCAAUUUUAUUAGUGUUAUAAACAAAUGAGAAAAAAACGAAAACAAGAGUUAAGAGUUUAAAUAAUGAAAAUAUAAUAAACUUGAAUUUUUCCAAACACUUUGAGAUUCACAGCAGUAAUUUCGCAAUAGUUGAUAAUUCCUUAUUGCAGAAACGAUAAAUUGCAUUUAUUACAUUGUACUAACAUUUAAUGAUUCAUCAGCAUAAUUAAAUUUUAAAACAUACGAAAAACAAA